Molecule: messenger RNA, 3390 nt
Organism: Cladophialophora carrionii CBS 160.54
Lineage: Eukaryota; Fungi; Ascomycota; Eurotiomycetes; Chaetothyriales; Herpotrichiellaceae
Exons: 1
Coding region: 1-3390 (1129 amino acids)
Molecular function (GO): RNA binding
Source: RefSeq, a predicted model, not a curated record
AUGGCCGACCCUCCUCCAGUGCCCACCAGCAAGUCUCCCUUCGGGAGCUCUAAAUCAUCUUCUGGGCUGGCUGGCUUGUCCAGUGCAAGAGUUGGAGCUGGUUCUCCUCUGCACGAUCAAGCCUCACGACUCUUCCCCAAACGGACCCGCGAACUACAAUCUCAGGCUGGUCUCGCCCCGAACAUCUGGGGACCUCCCACCAGCGGCACCUCCACGCCUCUCUUUGAGAUUCCGGAGUCUCCUAACCAAGAUGGCUUCCCCGAUCUGGUGCCGCUCACAGAGACUGGAAUCAACAGCCCGGCCCGCCGAGGUCGUGCAGGCACUCUUCCUUCGCGAAUUUCGCCAGUUGGGACGGUGAACGGUGUUAACGUCCUGACCUCCAAAACGUCUCGUCCAACGCCGUCGACCAGUCCUUUCCGGCCUGGAUCCACUUCCGCCGCCGAAACUGCGUUCUACUCGACUUCUUCCAACCAAGCCAAUCCGGCCACGUCGGCACUCUUGUCCAGACUUCGUGCGGGAAGCAUGCCUCAGCGGGCUAGUCUGCUUGGCAACUCAGGUGCCUUCGGCUCAAGCACCUUUAGUACCGGCUGGGGAACAAGAACACGCGCUGCCACCUUAACCAGCAUCAGUUCCGCCGAGGACCCCACGUCGCCUCAGCCAUCAGGAUAUUCCAAAGACGGCAUGUCCGACUCGGGGGUACGGACCCUCGAUUAUCUUGGACUUGCGGAACCUCCCCACCAGUCAAGAUCUGAUGCGUUGCGUCAGGGUGCAAAUGAAAGUGGCCGUUCGCAUGAUACCAAUCUGCCAGACGUGUUAGGGUUUGGAAUGCGCAAUUCAAGCCGGUUCAGGUCCUUCUCGGUCAACACACAAUCUAAAUACCAAACCGAAAGCCAGGAAGGAAAUACCAGCUUUCCGUUGUUCCAAAGCGGCACCUUGACGCCCUCGGCGGCUGCAGCGCUGGAAGCCGAGUAUGAAAUGGUUCAGGAGAAGGUCCGCCUACACAACCAGGCAGUCCAGGCCUUUGCAGUGAACGCCAGUGCCGCGCGCCCCAGAGCUCGCACCGCUGGGCUCGUUGAAACACCUCAACGUACCUCGCUCCGAAAUUUCGUCCAGCAACCUGCGGAUAGCGUCGACAUGGGUUUUGAUAUGCAGGCCUCAGAUAUGCUAGAGCCAUCGAGCCUCACAGACUCGUUGCAGCAUCUGACGAUUGGCGAAAAUAUGCCCUUGGGCUUUGAGGGUCUGGACGACCCUGACGUGCAAAUCUCUCGGUCUCUUUGGAUCGGUUCUAUUCCGAAUUCAACAACCAUGUCCUCGCUGGACGCCAUCUUCAGUCGUUAUGGCGCUAUAGAGUCGACGAGAGUGCUCACACACAAAAACUGCGGUUUCGUCAACUUUGAAUCUGUCGAGCAUGCCGUGCGUGCCCGCCAGUUGCUCAACGGAAAGGAAAUCUUCCCCGGAGCUGGACCCGUUAGAAUCGGGUUUGCUAAGGCUCCGAAUGCGUCGGUGUCCAUCACCCCUGUACAGAAUGCCACACCUCCUCCAGGAUCUAACAACGGCAAUGCUGAAGCAGGACCCUCACAGCCUCACGAUACUUCUGGCAGUCCCACCGGCUCUCUGCAUGCCCAGGGCACUCUAAAUCUGCCGGCUGCAGACAGGCUGACAGAGCUGCAGCCGGACAUCCUACAGAUCGUGCUCGAUUUUGGCGGCCCACAAUCGGAUCUGGCGGGGAUUUCUGCUAACAUUGAGAGCGCCAUUAGCUUCAAUCGCUUUGAGAAGGAAAUUCCCCCCAUUCCAGAGCCAAGCGCUACAAGGAUGUACGAUGCUCCUAGACUACGGGACAUCCGUAAAAGGAUCGAUAAUGGCGCUUGUGGAUUGCAAGAGAUCGAACAGAUUGCCAUCGACAUGCUUCCUGAGAUUGCCGAGUUGUCAUCGGACUAUCUAGGCAACACCGUUGUGCAGAAGCUCUUUGAAUAUUGUUCUGAGCAGACCAAAGAGCAGAUGUUGACGCGCAUUGCUCCCCAUCUUGCAGAAAUUGGAGUUCACAAGAACGGUACAUGGGCCGCUCAAAAGAUCAUUGAAGUCAGCAAGACUGAGACCCAAAUCCAACUGAUCGUCGACACCCUACGUCCAUACACAGUACCUCUUUUCCUCGAUCAAUACGGCAAUUAUGUGCUGCAAUGCUGCCUUCGCUUUGGGCCACCUUUUAACGACUUCAUCUUCGAGACUAUGCUCAGCCAGCUUUGGGAAAUUGCUCAGGGUCGAUUCGGAGCCAGGGCAAUGCGGGCCUGUCUGGAAGCUCACCACGCCACCAAAAGUCAGCAACGUCUGAUGGCCGCAGCGAUUGCUCUGCAUAGUGUUCAACUCGCUCAAAACGCCAAUGGAGCGUUGUUGUUGACCUGGCUGCUUGAUACCUGUACCUUCCCGCACAGACGCUCAGUUCUGGCCCCGAGGUUGAUCCCCCAUCUUGUGCAGCUCUGCACCCACAAAGUGGCGUAUCUCACUGUGCUCAAGGUCAUCAACCAGCGAAAUGAGCCCGAAGCCAGGGACAUGGUACUGAAAGCUCUCUUCUUCAGCCCGAACGACACCGUGCUUGAACAGAUCUUGUGCGACCAGACUUCGGGGGUGACGCUGAUAUUCAAGAUCUUGACAACGCCUUUCCUUGACGAGAACAUGAGGCCAGACGUGGUCCAGAACGUCUCGAGGGUUCUGAGCAAGAUCAAGGCGCAGCCAAAUCAAGGCUACAAGAGGAUCAUGGACGAAGUUGGGCUAUCCUCGAGGCCCACUCAACCUGCAAUGCAGCAGUUUCCUGCGCAUGCGCACCCGGCGAAUGACCGCGCCCGCUCUAUGGCUCAAACUCAACAGCCACAGAUGCCUGCACAUGGCUUACCACAGCAGACCUUCCCCCAGCGUCAGUACAGUGGGACUUUCGUGCCCAGUGUCAACGGCAAUACCUUUGACAAUGGGAUAGGUCCGAUCAGGACUGGAUCAGCUGAUUCAUUCGGCUUCCCUCCGUACAAUAUGAAUGGUUUCCAAGCGCAACAACAAUACUCGCAGCUUCCUUACCAACAGAUGACGCCUCAAUCGCAGUACCAGGGUUUCCCUUCGACCGCCCCUCAACGGAACAACAGUGGAUACAUGCCAAAUGGGUACAACGGAUACGCAACGCCUCCUUCGGCCGUCGACCCUUUUCGCCCGAUGGCUAACCCAUCUUCCUCGCCCCUCUCGUUCUCUGCUCAGAUGAGUCCCGUUGUUGGCUCGAGUGGAUUUCCACCCCAAAACUUUCUGCAGCAGAACAUGCCAUCCAACAUGUACAAUUAUCCACAACAGCAAUAUUUUGUUUCAUCGCCGAUGCAGACCGUUUACUCGGGUGGCCGAGGUCGGAGAGGGUAA